AUGCUGUGCGGCCACUGGAGGAGGUGCCGCCGCCUGCCUGAGGAGCCUCCGGUGCCGGCCCAGGUCUCCGCGCCCCUCGCGCUCCAGCCCUCGCCAGCGUCUCCGGACGGCGGCACCAAGAGUCCCGGUCUGCGGGCGCUGAAAAAGAUGGGCCUGACGGAGGACGAGGACGUGCGCGCCAUGCUGCGGGGCUCCCGGCUCUGCAAGAUCCGCUCACGCACGUGGCACAAGGAGCGGCUGUACCGGCUGCAGGAGGACGGCCUGAGCGUGUGGUUCCAGAGGCGCAUCCCUCGUGCGCCAUCGCAGCACAUCUUCUUCGUGCAGCACAUCGAGGCUGUCCGCGAGGGGCACCAGUCCGAGGGCCUGCGGCGCUACGGGGGCGCCUUCGCACCUGCGCGCUGCCUCACCAUCACCUUCAAAGGUCGCCGCAAGAACCUGGACCUGGCGGCACCCACCGCCGAGGAGGCCCAGCGCUGGGUGCGUGGCCUGGCCAAGCUGCGCGCGCGCCUCGAUGCUAUGAGCCAGCGCGAGCGGCUUGACCACACCCACACCUGGAUCCACUCCUACCUGCACCGGGCAGACUCGAAUCAGGAUAGUAAGAUGAGCUUCAAGGAAAUCAAGAGCCUCCUCAGGAUGGUCAACGUGGACAUGAAUGACAUGUAUGCCUACCGCCUCUUCAAGGAGUGUGACCAUUCCAACAAUGAGCGCCUGGAGGGAGCUGAAAUUGAGGAGUUCCUGCGGCGGCUGCUGAAGCGCCCGGAGUUGGAGGAGAUCUUCAGUCGAUACUCAGGCGAGGACCGUGUGCUGAGUGCCCCUGAGCUACUGGAGUUCCUGGAGGACCAGGGUGAGGAUGGCGCCACCCUGGCCCGUGCCCAGCAGCUCAUCCAGACCUAUGAACUCAAUGAGACAGCCAAGCAGCAUGAGCUGAUGACACUGGAUGGCUUUAUGAUGUACCUGCUGUCACCCGAGGGGGCUGCCCUGGACAUGGCUCACACGUGUGUGUUCCAGGAUAUGGGCCAGCCUCUUGCCCACUAUUUCAUCUCCUCUUCUCACAAUACUUAUCUGACUGACUCUCAGAUUGGGGGGCCCAGCAGCACGGAGGCCUAUGUUAGGGCCUUUGCCCAGGGAUGCCGCUGUGUGGAACUGGACUGUUGGGAAGGCCCAGGAGGGGAGCCUGUCAUCUACCAUGGCCACACACUCACUUCCAAGAUCCUCUUCCGAGACGUGAUCCAAGCCGUGCGUGACCAUGCCUUCGUGUUGUCCCCAUACCCUGUCAUCCUGUCCCUUGAGAACCACUGCGGGCUGGAGCAGCAGGCUGCCAUGGCUCGCCACCUUCGAACCAUCCUGGGAGACAUGCUGGUGAUGCAGGCGCUAGACUCCCAGAAUCCUGAGGAGCUGCCGUCGCCAGAGAAGCUGAAAGGCCGGGUCCUGGUGAAGGGGAAGAAGCUACCAGCUGCACACAUGGAGGAUGGCAGAAUUUUAUCAGACAGGGAGGAGGAGGAAGAGGAGGAAGAGGAGGGGGAAGAAGCCGCAGAGGUUGCAGAGCAGAGACGGAAGGCCAAGCAGAUCUCCCCAGAGCUGUCAGCCCUGGCUGUGUACUGCUGGGCCACCCGCCUGCGGACCCUGAACCCUGGCCCUGGACCACCCCAGCCCUACCAGGUCAGCUCCCUCAGUGAGCGCAAGGCCAAGAAGUUCAUCAGGGAGGCAGGGAACAGCUUUGUCAGACACAAUGCUCGCCAGCUGACCCGUGUGUAUCCAUUGGGUCUGCGGAUGAACUCGGCCAACUACAACCCCCAGGAGAUGUGGAACUCAGGCUGUCAGCUGGUGGCCCUGAACUUCCAGACACCAGGUUAUGAGAUGGACCUCAAUGAAGGGCGCUUCCUCAUCAAUGGGCGGUGUGGCUAUGUCCUGAAACCUGCCUGUCUACGGCAACCUGACACAACCUUUGACCCCGAAUGCCCUGGACCUCCCAGAACUACUCUAACAGUCCAGGUACUAACUGCCCAGCAGCUGCCCAAGCUGAAUGCUGAGAAGCCCAGCUCCAUUGUGGACCCCCUGGUGCGUGUGGAGAUCCAUGGGGUGCUCGCAGACUGUGCUCGGAAGGAGACCAGCUAUGUGCUCAAUAAUGGUUUCAAUCCCCACUGGGGCCAGACCCUGCAGUUCCAGCUGCGGGCCCCAGAGCUGGUGCUGGUGCGGUUUGUGGUAGAAGAUUAUGAUACCACCUCCCCCAAUGACUUUGUGGGCCAGUUUACACUGCCUCUCAACAGCCUGAAGCAAGGGUACCGCCACAUCCACCUGCUUUCCAAGGAUGGGGCAUCACUGUCCCCUGCCACGCUUUUUGUCCACAUCCACAUCCAGCGCUCCUGAAGGACUAAAGGACCACUCCAGGGUUCUGCGGGUACCAGUCUGCACAGAGCCCUCUCUUCCCCCGGAGCGAGGACUAGUGGGAGCAACAGUCCCUCCAGCGCUCCCACCUGGCCGGCUCAGCAGCUGCUGACUUCACUGAGUCUGAUGGCUACCCGGCCCCUCCUGGGCCACUAGCAGGGGAUCUGUGCCCUUAAGACGCUCACUUGACAUCAGUGGGCUCCAACCCUGGGGUCUUGAGAUGGCUCCAGCUCCUCUGGUCCUCAGCCCACAUCCUCAUCAUGACUUAUAAGAAGGCAGGCCUGUAGCUGUCAGGAGACUUGGGAAGCAGGACACCUUUAAGCCCUCAGCUCUUCUGACCUCUGGCAGGGCCAUCUGCCCCACAGAGCUGUCCCCCUAUCCCCCACCCCAGGCAUUAGCCUACCCUAAAGCCCUCCGGCCCCCAGGCUUUCCUGGCUGCCUCCUCCUGCUCUCCAACCUGAGCUUCUCCUCCCUUGGCUUCACUUCCUGGAGCAAGAAGGGAGUGUUGAGGUGGAGCCCUGGGGACACCUGGCAGUAGGUUUGUAACUUGUCACAGAAGAGCCCUGGAGAGGGGCUGGGGCUGUAGCUCAGUGGAGAGCGCUCGCCUAGCAUGUGCAAGGCCCUGGGUUUAAU
Molecule: messenger RNA, 3018 nt
Organism: Marmota flaviventris (yellow-bellied marmot)
Lineage: Eukaryota; Metazoa; Chordata; Mammalia; Rodentia; Sciuridae
Source: RefSeq, a predicted model, not a curated record